AUGGCUGAUGAACGUGUUGAGACAGUCAAACUGGUUGAGACAGUCAAACUGGCUGAGACAACUGAAUCGGUCAAACUAACUGAACCAGCAAAACCAAUGACAAUCGAAUACACUCAAUCCAAGCAAGAUACUCACUCUGUUGCUGUUCCCAUUCUACCAAUUAAUCACAAACUGCCUUUGGAUGGACUAGGACCUGUGAUUGUGAAUACUGUAUGA
Batrachochytrium dendrobatidis JAM81 is the source of this 216-nucleotide messenger RNA. RefSeq lists its product as uncharacterized. The record is from RefSeq and is a predicted model, not a curated record. NCBI's taxonomy places the organism in Eukaryota, Fungi, Chytridiomycota, Chytridiomycetes, Rhizophydiales. The transcript has a single exon. The coding region runs from base 1 to 216 and encodes 71 amino acids.